This is a messenger RNA of Penaeus vannamei (Pacific white shrimp), 886 nucleotides long. The record is from RefSeq and is a predicted model, not a curated record. Lineage: Eukaryota; Metazoa; Arthropoda; Malacostraca; Decapoda; Penaeidae.
AUGGCGCUGCCCUCUCCACCGGCCUUUGGCUACCUCGCCGUCUCGCGCUUAAUUGAAAAUUUCAUUCCACGGAGAGUCAUGGGAGUGCCGAUGGUCGUGGGAGGGAUUCUUUGUUGCCGCAUUCUCUCCUGCACAGUGAUAGACUUAGGUGCUCACGUAGGCGUAUAUACCCUUCUGGCGGGCGCUGUGGGCGUGCCUGCCGUUGCUGUGGAACCCGUGUGGGCGUCUGCAGUGAGGAUCCAUGCGGGAGCGCGGGCGGGCAAAGUGGAAGACAAAAUCACCAUUCUGCUGCACGCCGCCGCCCACGCCCGCGUCAGAGCUAAGCUGAGAUACAAACGUGGGAAUUUGGGAGGAACAUCAGUGCAAGAAAUAGGUUUUGCGGAAUACGAGAAGCUCAAGAAGAGGAGACCGAGGGAUGUGGUCACGACGGUCUCUCUCAACGACCUCGCGCCCUUCGUCAACACGUCGGUGGUCGUUAUCAAGAUCGAUAUCGAAGGGUGGGAGUGCCAGGCCAUCCUGGGCGGCACGGGCUUCCUGGCGUCCCACUUCGCGCCCUACGUCUUCAUGGAGUGGGCGGUCGUGUCCAACAACCGCCAUAAGUACCACGCACCCUGUCGGCCCGCCCACUUGCAGAGAAUGAUCCAGUGGUUCGCCUCGAGGGGCUACCACGCCCACAUCUCCAAAUCGGGCGUGGAGCUGAACCCCGCCCGCUUGGAGACGUGGCGGGCGGGAGACAUCUACUGGAGGCAUCGCACGGCGCCCAGGCUGCAGCAGCACGGGUAGUGGGGAGACGCCGUUCCCUCGUGGUUGAGACACUUCGCUUUUUGGUUCUUUGUCUAUCUUUCUUUGCUUUUUUCUUUUUUCUUUAUUUAUUUUUCAUUGGUUU